AGGCUUGCCUUCAGCGAGGAAGGAAAACAAUUAGAAAGAGGAAGAUCAGAUAAAGAGAAAUAAAAAUGUCUUUCACUGGAACUCUGGAUAAAUGCAAGGCUUGCGAUAAGACUGUUCAUGUGGUGGACAUGAUGACCCUUGAGGGUACCCCUUACCAUAAGUCCUGCUUCAAGUGCAGCCACUGCAAGGGAUUUCUCUCGAUGAGCAGCUACUCCUGGAUGGACGGUGUCCUCUACUGCAAGCCCCAUUUUGAGCAGCUCUUCAAGGAAUCUGGCAAUUUCAGCAAGAACUUCCAGUCGGCGAGGUCCACUGAGAAGAAUGAUCUGUCCAGGACUUCAAGCAAGCUGUCUUCCAUGUUCAGCGGAACCCAAGACAAGUGCUCUGUGUGUGGAAAAACAGUGUAUCCUCUGGAGAAGAUGACGCUGGAAGGAGAGUGCUUCCACAAGUCGUGCUUCAGGUGUGCUCAUGCAGGCUGCCCUCUCACCCAUUCCUCGUACGCCGCCCUCGACGGCGUCCUCUACUGCAGGCACCACUUUGCUCAGCUCUUCAUGGAGAAGGGAAAUUACAACCAUGUCCUCCAGGCCGCUGCUCACAAGCGCAGCGCCAGCUCCGGCACUCCUCCUCCCGAACCUGCUACUGAAGACGAUGACGCCAGCCCUCAUCAUGACGACAAGAAGGACGACGACCCCAAAGAUGAUAAAGAAGAAGAAGAACAGGACCACUCUUAGAUCAUCUUCCUCCCCGUCCUUCUCCCAACCGAUCCUAAUGUAUGCCUAUUUUUUUUCGGUUCUU
Molecule: messenger RNA, 792 nt
Organism: Neltuma alba
Lineage: Eukaryota; Viridiplantae; Streptophyta; Magnoliopsida; Fabales; Fabaceae
Product: LIM domain-containing protein PLIM2b-like
Exons: 5
Coding region: 66-728 (220 amino acids)
Source: RefSeq, a predicted model, not a curated record